UUUUGUCAAUCAUCAAGGGACACUGGGAGCGGAAUCCGAGGGUACAGAUAAAGCGAGAGAAGGGAAAGAACAGCUGAGUGAUCACACCUGGCAGACGGGAGUGGCUACCAAACCAGCUAAAGAACUGGUGAACCUGCUAGUAUGGAUGCCCUCAUGGCCUGCCUGGUGGCCAUGUGUCUCUGUCUGGUCCUCCCAGUGAGCUGGUCCCAGAGCACACACAAGUCAGAGGAGUUUAUCAAUACCCAGCCUCAACCUGCCCCUGGAGUACUACCACAACUGGCUCCUGCAGCAGCACACAUCCAGGAUGUGCUGAAGAGUAAAGAGGAGACCGAGAUCACUUCAAAACAAAUGUAUGCGAAUGUGGGCCACGACAACGCCAAACUGGGCCUGUUCAUAGCUGCUGCCCUGGGAAUCGUGGCGCUGAUGGGCAUGGUCUACUGCAUCUACAUGCAGUUUUACACCAAGCACCAGUACCUGCACACCCAGCUCCACGAUGACUCUGAGUUGACCCUUGACCUCCCAGAGGCACCUCCUGUUUUCUUCCACGGUUCCGUCGGUGCAAUGGACAGAAAGGGAGAGGUGCGGGGAUCUGGUAAUGGAUCUUUCAUCUCUAACACACCCUCCACCAUCUCUGUACCGCCCAGGCUGUCCCCUCCUCCCUCCGCUGUGCCCUACCUUCCCCUCUUCCUCGCCUCUUACCCUCUCAGGACCAUAUCUGUUAGAGAUCUGGAGAGAAGCUUUGUCUGAAAUGAGGUACUUAUCACCAGUGACUGGAGACAUAUUAACCUGAUCAUUAAGAACAAAGUUUUUUCUCUUAGCUAAAUUAACUGAAGUUGGUGCUGUUGAACUCAUAAUAAAAUGGACUCUC
Messenger RNA from Oncorhynchus mykiss (rainbow trout), 868 nucleotides. NCBI's taxonomy places the organism in Eukaryota, Metazoa, Chordata, Actinopteri, Salmoniformes, Salmonidae. The record is from RefSeq and is a predicted model, not a curated record.